AUGGCGUUUUUGCACUACAGCUCCGCGCUGGACUCAGAUUUUGCCAAUCGGCGCCGUAUUCAGCUCGCGAAAAGGGUAGCCAAGUACGCGGCAAGCCAGGUAGCGUCCCAGCCAGGUAAACGCAUAUUCAACCCCGACAACAGGCCAAAGAACGCAAACAAACGCAACGGUAUCUUGGAAAAUUCAUACGAACGGUGGAUCGGUAAUGGGAGCCCCUCAUUGGUCGAGCGCGAGGCCCCUGAAAAAGCUCAGGCCUACUCCAAUGAGGAUGCCGAGCUACAGACUCUUAUCUGUGGCGACGAGAUUAUUCCAUCUCAAACUGGAAUAGCGCGCAGUCACGUGAACGCUAGAGGCUCGCUCCAGAGCCAUGUAAGGAUGUUGAAUACCCUGUUACAUAUAAACCUGACGCAGGGCAGGUGGGAGACCAGCUACCGCAUCUUUGCCCUCCUGGUGCGGGUUUAUGGCACAGACACCCGGGAGAUGUGGCCUGUAGGGUUGGAGAUUCUCAAGAGACUAAACGAAAAGGAGACAGGGUGUGAGGACGACCCCGUAAAAGCACGGGCGCGCGCCAAUGAUGGGGUGCCAAGACGCUAUCAGCCCAAGAUCUACCGGUUUCUGCGAUUUCUCCAGAACUCGCACGACACAAAAUCGUCGGAGAUUGUGGGACGAUAUCCAUAUCAGGUUGUCGAUAACGCGCUGGAUAAGCGGCUUGACGAGGACGCAGACAAGAAGGACUAUCAAACACACCAUUUUCUGAGACUGGAGACUGCACCUUUGUUCAAGUCGGGCUCCAAAACACAUCUCGCGAUGUAUAUAGUGUCGUUGCUAUGGGAACUAACGGUUGCUGGGCAACAGACACAAUUUUACGAGCUCGAGGAAAUGCUGAAGCUGAACUUCUCAGGUGAGAGUUUUGUGAUCCGGUACCUCAGGGGGAUCAACAAGGUGCGCGAAGGACUCAAGCUGGAGCGGGACGGCAAGUCAGGCGCCGAGGAUGCCAUCAACGAGGGCGAGGCCAUUUUGCGGGAAAUGGAUCUCGGAUAA
This is a messenger RNA of Ogataea parapolymorpha DL-1, 1041 nucleotides long. RefSeq lists its product as uncharacterized. The record is from RefSeq and is a predicted model, not a curated record. Gene Ontology annotation, molecular function: TBP-class protein binding; RNA polymerase I core promoter sequence-specific DNA binding; RNA polymerase I general transcription initiation factor activity. Gene Ontology annotation, biological process: transcription initiation at RNA polymerase I promoter; nucleolar large rRNA transcription by RNA polymerase I. The coding region runs from base 1 to 1041 and encodes 346 amino acids. NCBI's taxonomy places the organism in Eukaryota, Fungi, Ascomycota, Pichiomycetes, Pichiales, Pichiaceae. Gene Ontology annotation, cellular component: RNA polymerase I core factor complex. The transcript has a single exon.